Brassica napus (rape) is the source of this 1673-nucleotide messenger RNA. RefSeq names its product probable isoprenylcysteine alpha-carbonyl methylesterase ICMEL2. The record is from RefSeq and is a predicted model, not a curated record. The transcript is spliced from 11 exons. Lineage: Eukaryota; Viridiplantae; Streptophyta; Magnoliopsida; Brassicales; Brassicaceae. Bases 284 to 1522 code for a protein of 412 amino acids.
CAAUGAUAUCUCUCACCAGAAAAAAAUACAAAACAAUUCACUAGGAAGUGAUUAGAGUAUUCCAAUUAAAAAUAGUCAAUUAGGAAGAUACGACGCCGUUUACAGGUAUUGUAUCUUUCCUCCUCGGUGACGAGGGAGCGCACAUGCUUAAAUAGCUUUUUCAAAAGUUUGAAAUAAUAAAGAAAAAACAGAACCUGGUCAAUAAUAAAAGGAAGCCAAGAAGGGGAGAGACAAACGAAGAGGAGAAACCAAACACGAGAUCCAAUAUUUUUUCACGGCGGACAUGCAAUCAUCUUCGGAGAUUCACCAUCAUGAAAGAUGCCGUCCAGUGUUUCCAACGGAGAAUAUUGGCCCAGCGGAUUCCGACAAAGGAAAGGUUCGCCGUAGAGUGUUGAGGAAGUCAUCGGCGCCUCAAAUUUGCAGGCAGCAGUCGUUCGGUCGAGACAUAGGCCAUGCAGCGGCGGAAACGUAUUUGAUAACUCGUCUUAGCUUCGACCUUCUUGGUUAUCUCGGGGUAGGUUAUCGGUGGAUCACAAGAUUACUUGCUCUUGCUUGUUAUGCAAUCCUCCUUAUGCCUGGUUUUCUUCAAGUUGCAUAUCAUUAUUUUUUCUCACCCCAAGUUAGGAGGAGUAUUGUAUAUGGUGAUCAACCUAGGAAUAGGCUGGAUUUGUACAUACCACCACCAACAAGUGCCGGCCUUAAGCCUGUUGUAGUUUUCGUGACUGGUGGAGCUUGGAUUAUCGGGUACAAAGCUUGGGGCUCUCUCUUGGGACUGCAGCUAGCAGAAAGGGAUAUCAUUGUUGCAUGUCUAGAUUACAGAAACUUUCCUCAAGGAACAAUUAGUGACAUGGUAAGAGAUGUUUCUCAAGGAAUAUCAUUUGUAUGCAAUAACAUCUCUGCAUUUGGAGGCGAUCCUAAUAGAAUAUAUUUGAUGGGGCAAUCAGCUGGUGCACAUAUCUCAUCUUGUGCUCUCAUUGAACAAGCCAUUAAAGAAUCAAGAGGAGAAAGAAUCUCAUGGAGUGCUUCUCAGAUUAAAGCUUACUUCGGUUUAUCUGGCGGGUACAAUCUCUUCAAUAUGGUCGAACACUUCCAUAACAGAGGCCUGUAUCGUUCUAUUUUCCUUAGCAUAAUGGAGGGAGAAGAGUCAUUUGCACAAUACUCUCCUGGAAUCAGAUUGAAAGAGCCGAGAGUAAGAAAAGCUGCAUCUCUCUUGACUCAUAUUGUGCUCUUUCAUGGAUCUGAAGAUUACUCCAUCCCAUGUGAAGCAAGCAAAACUUUUGCAAAAGCUCUUCAAGGUGUUGAAGUUAAAACAGACCUAAUUAUCUACAAUGGUAAAACUCACACAGAUCUAUUUCUUCAGGAUCCUUUGAGAGGAGGUAAAGACGAGCUGUUUGAUCAUAUAGUCUCCAUGAUACACGCCAAUGACAGUGACGGUUUGAGUAAAGAUGCGGUUGCACCACCGAGAAGACGGCUUGUGCCUGAGAUUUUGCUUAAACUGGCUGGUAAGGUCAGCCCUUUCUGAACAUGAAGACUAAUGUUCGAUAUGUUUGUUGUAACUUCUUGUUCUGUUUUGCCUUCUUCUUCUUCAAUUUGUUUAUUUAUUUUACUAAAAGUAUAUGUAAAAAAACUUGCACAUGUAAAUAUGAUUUGAAUUAUAGCCUCUCUUUUUCUAA